Molecule: messenger RNA, 2054 nt
Organism: Cryptococcus amylolentus CBS 6039
Lineage: Eukaryota; Fungi; Basidiomycota; Tremellomycetes; Tremellales; Cryptococcaceae
Exons: 9
Coding region: 147-2030 (627 amino acids)
Biological process (GO): protein deglycosylation; protein quality control for misfolded or incompletely synthesized proteins; glycoprotein catabolic process
Cellular component (GO): nucleus; cytosol
Molecular function (GO): peptide-N4-(N-acetyl-beta-glucosaminyl)asparagine amidase activity
Source: RefSeq, a predicted model, not a curated record
CUGGUUGCGACUAGUUGCGACCAUUCGCGCUGUUGCAUCUGGUGGCCAUCAAUUCAACAGCUCGGUGCUUUCCAGCCAGCCUUCAGACACCAUCCGCAGCACAAAGCACCGCACCACUACGCCCGUCGUCCUCGGCCUUCUCGAACAUGUCUGAAGCAGAUCGGCAGGUCUUUGCCCACAUCGUCGGCUUCAUCGCCGCGCGCCUGGUCGAUGGUACAUAUAAACAAAUCCCCCCUAUCGGACUGCCCACAGCCGGCGAUGUUGGAGCUUUGGGACGCAUGUGGAGAUCAUACGUGUCGCACAACAGAGGACAUGUUUACACGCUACUCAGCCGGCGUAGAAAUGCCAGUAGAGACCUGAACGGACUCAAGGGUACAGUUCAACACUUGAUUGAACACACAAGAGAUACCCAGCAAUACCUUGGGACGGUAUCGGAACUCUCUCUUCGCACCUUGAUCCCGGAUCUUUCGACCUCCGUGGCGGGCAUCCUUCGCAAUCCUCCGUAUAAACCGAUGGGCAACUUGGACGCCACUGUAUUGGCGCUCUGUCGUUGGUUCAAAGACAAUUUCAUGAGCUGGGUCGAUCCUGUACUCUGUCCGCAGUGCAAUGGUCCCACGCAGAGUGCCGGCAAUGCGGCUCCGUCUGCGCAGGAGUCGACGAAAGGCGCUGGCAGAGUCGAGCUUCAUCGUUGCGCAGAUGGCGCUUGUGGGGCAACACGAAGAUUUCCAAGAUACGGAACUGUGGCUGCGCUGGUAGAAAGUAGGGAGGGAAGAUGCGGUGAAUGGGCGCAUCUGUUCUACGCCAUGAUGAGAGUCAAGGGUAUCGAAGGGAGGUACAUCUGGAACAGUGAGGAUCACGUCUGGUGUGAGUACUGGUCUCCGAUAAUGAACCACUGGGUACAUGUAGAUCCAUGCGAAGCUGCCACCAACAAACCGUUGACAUAUGCCAAAGGUUGGGGCAAAAAACAAGCAUAUUGCCUCGCAUUCGGGCCAUAUGGGGCGGAGGAUGUGACUAGGGCAUAUGUCGAUGAUUGGGACGGGGACUGUCAGGUCAGAAGGCAAGCUCGUGGCUGGAGUGAGAGAGACCUUCAAGUGGAGCUACUCAAAGUCACGGUAUCCUUGCGCCUCAGAAUGGAUCCCGUUUUGCGAGCCCGUCUCUAUCGCAUGGAUGAAAGCCAAAGAUCUUGGAUCUCUGACGAGAAUACUCGACUCAAGGAGGCCGAAAGUAUGGGAUUCGAGGGGCGCAUCUCUGGGCCAGACGAGUGGAAGAGAAUGCGAGAUGAACUUGGUGAUGCCAAGAGAGCGGUGGUCAAACCUAGAUACACAGUUGCGACUCAAUUUGGUGCACAGGUCGGCGACCUCGUCAGAUUUGGCGAUGUCCAGACAGACAGUGACUCCAAGAUUGUCCUCACAUCUGCUAAAAGCCAAACUUCAGCAGUUUUCCAACCAUGUCCAAUCCCUCAGACUCAAAACUUCUCUACCAACAUGACGUUCCGGAUGACCCCACCCCCGGAAGCCGGGGGUGCGGACGGAAUUGCAAUCUUAUUUGCGAAAAACCAAAGCAUGGGGCUGGGGGGGUAUGGGCUCGGAUACUCAGGAGCAGGUGAUGAAGGCGAUUUCGCUGUCGAAGUCGAUACGUAUCGUACACAGGAUUUUGCCGACGAUCCUCCAACACCACACAUAUCUGUUCACUCCCCUCCAAAUGCCCAUCACCGCCACUCUAUCGCAUGUACGCGCCCAGGCGACCUGCCGCAAUUGAGCAACGGAGAGGAAUAUACUCUGCAUCUGAUAUACUCAGGGAAUACUCGACGAUUGAGGGGUUACUUGACAGUACCGCCCUCGGAUGGAGGCGAAGAAAUUGAGCUUGUGGAUGUUGUCAUACCUAAGGGAAGGACAAGGACAGAUUGGUAUGCGGGCGUCACCGGCUCGUGCGGAGGACUUUGGCAAAGACAAGAGGUCACCAAAUGGAGUAUAGACCUCAUAGAAUUCGAAGAGGGCGACGUUGUGAGAGAAGAGGCCGAUGACGUUUGACCAAUCAUGCAUGUAAUGCACACC